Messenger RNA from Ictidomys tridecemlineatus (thirteen-lined ground squirrel), 3878 nucleotides. The record is from RefSeq and is a predicted model, not a curated record. NCBI's taxonomy places the organism in Eukaryota, Metazoa, Chordata, Mammalia, Rodentia, Sciuridae.
UGCCUCUCCCCACCCAACAGGCACACAGUAGGUGACCUCUGACCGCCAUCCCUACCCCGUGACAAGGUUCAACAGCGUCCUGAAGACCCUGGGCACCAUCUGAGUAGGAGCAAAGGUGGUUGGGUACAACCCCACAGGCAGACAACACAAAGCUGCCAGGGAUAGCGACUUAGAUGAGAUGGAUGUCUUCAGCCGACUUUUAGCCUCUUGAGAAGGAUGGCUACACACCACUUUUACUUACUGUAAAGGAAGAGAAACUCCAUAUGGCAGAAUUUUCAAUUAAGAGCGUCUCUGAGAUUUGUUCAGAAGACUGCUUUGAUGAUUUCUCUGAGGAUGCAUUUGAAAAAGAAACAUAUAUUGUGGAAGCAGAACCACACUUAGAUGUGACACCAGAAGAAGGCCAAAAAACUCUUGAUGGUAAAGAGAAGAAAAAGGCAAAGGGUUGUUUUGGGAGUCUUCUGAAGAUGUUUCAUAUUCAUUCAUCUGAAAACUUAUCUGGUGAUGCAAAUCAACGAGAAAAACACAAAGUUAAAGAAUAUGUAGAAGAACGAUCUUUAAAAGUGAAAACAGAAGAAAAGAAAAACGUGUUUGAUGACCCUGAAAAUAACCAGCCACAGGUGGAAAUAACAAGGAAGAAAUAUAAAAUUAGUCAGAUGGAAGUGUCACAAAUCCUGCAGCCUAGUGAGGAGGACACUGAUGACAAUGGUGAUGAAUUCAUUGAACAAAAAAAGAACAGAAAUGCUGAUCACCAAAGGCACACAGAGAAAACACCUAAUGAAAAGAGCAAGGUCAAAAAAGAAAUAAACGCUAUGAAAGACCUUGAUGAAUCACAGCCAACUGUCAUAGCCUCAACAGCUUUUCAAGGGACUUGCCCUAAUUAUUAUGAUAUUUGUGCAUACGUUAAAAAACCAAGCAGGUCAUUUGAAGAUCCUCAUAGCCUACCAAAAAUCCAAAAUUCAGUUGAUUCAUGUCAAAGAAUAAUAGAACUUGAAAAAAGUCACUGUUCACAGAGUUUGUUACAUAAGCAAGAAGUGGUAAAACUGGAAAAUAAACUUUGUGGAAUGAAAGAGAAAUUAUCAGAAAUGAAAAAUGUGAAAACUAAGUUAGAGCAGAGAGAAAUAAAAUGGAAACAAGAACUCUGCCACUUGAGGAAUGACUUAAAAGAAAAAGAGAAGAAAUUAAGAGAUUUUGAUCAGCUUUUCGAAAAAAUGAAUCACCAGUUAAGAGAAAAAGAUCAUAAAUAUAAUAAAGAAAUUGAAUUGAAUAAGGAACUUCAACUGUCUUCUGGGACAUUAAGAACAGAAUUAAAGACUGCAAAAAGUAACUCGAUUCAGGUUUCUACCAAGAAUGAAACAGAGAAAGUGCUCUUGCAUGAAUUCCACAUAUUGAAGGAUAAAUGUGAUAUGCUGAGUCUGGAGAUGAACCAAAUGAAAUGUCAGAAUGAGGAAGAUGUCAUGGACAUUUCAAGAGAGAAAUAUGAUGACCUUGAAAGGUCAAUCGAAUUGAUUGAGGAAACACUUAGAAAAACAACAUUGCAAAAUAAUGAACAGAUUGAUGCUCUGAAAACUGAGAUUACAAAGCUAAACAUUAAACUGGAAAAUAAAGAACAAAACACCAAAAGACAGGAAACAGAAGUCAAAUCAUACCCUGUCAGUCAGACUGUUGCUCCACAACAUUGUGAUGGAAGUCAGACAUCAAAAAGAGAACAAGAACUUAUUUCCCAGAGAUCAAGAGAUGGAUGCCCUGAUUUAAAGGAAAAGGAAAAUUUCAAAAUUUCAAAACAAAAUGUUAGGAGGCUGAUUCAGUCCCCAAAAUUUGCCAACCCUGGAAUAAAAUUCAGAGAACAGGAAAAAGGCCAAAUGAAUGAAAUAAAGCACAUAUAUCAAAAUAAACAGAGUCAAAAAUACAAAGAACGGGAAUCUAUAGAUGAGAGAUUAUCUCAAAUGGAAAGUGAAAUUACAUUGCUAAGACAACAGUUCUAUGACCUUCGCAACAAAGUUGAUGAUACACAAGGCUUGCUCAUUUGUACCCAAGAGCAAUAUAAUCCCAUAAAAAUAAUUCAGGAUGAGGCUGAAAACUCCAGUUGCAAGCUUCAAGAUGGAUAUUUGGAAUUAAUGAAUACAAAUUGUCACUUCAAAGAAAGAUUAAAUCAAUAUAAAAAGAAAUCUGAGAGAAAAGUAGUUUUGAGACAACUUCCACAAGAACUGGCUGGUAAUCUGACAGAGCAACCAAUGUCAGAGGCUUCACUAGAACAUUCAUCCAGUAAUCACCUUAAAGUAGAAGAUGAGGUACAGGGUUUGAAGAAGAAACUAGAUCAAAUCAAUUGUAAAGCCGACAUUGUCAAUACAAACAUAGAAGCUACAUAUUUAAAAUAUUUACAGUUGGAUGGAAAAUUUACACUUGCUUUGAAAAACCUUCAAAAUACAUGUGAAAAACUACAGAGCAAUCAAAAGAAAUUGGAAGAAGAUGUAGAAAAUCUCAAAAUAUAUGUGCAAGACAAUAAAAUUAAAAAUGGUCAAGGAGAGCCUCAUGGAUGGGAGAUUGGACAAAGAACAAGAGAGAUUUUAAAGGAAAACCAAAAACAAGCAUCUCUGUUUUCAGAGACAUUUUAUACAGCUGUGAAAAUUUUAGAGAAGAUGAAUGAAUAUUAUAAGAUUUCAUUAAUGGAGUUGAUGCAAUUCAGAAUUGGCAAGCUAGAAUCUCAAGUGUAUGAAAUUAAAAAUAAAAUUUCUGAUGAAAUACAAAGCCAGAGAGAAAACAUAGCAGGUGCUACUUCCAACCCACGGCCUUCAUGUCAAAGCAUUGAGGACUAUCUGGCUGAGAAUUUGUGUCUUGACCCACUAGAACUUCUGCCUUAAAAUCUACUAAUAAGCCAAGAAAACAUCUACUUUUGGAAACAUCACAGGAAUGCACAGAAGUUUUAAGCAGAAAAAAAUUGAUAUUAAUGAUAACAUUGUAUCUGUGAGACCAUUGACAUUUAAAUUUUUACCCACUGAAUGUGUGAUGUGGAAACUUUAUUAAAAGAAAAUGUUUGUCACAUAGAUAUGUGAGCAAAUUCAUACAAUAUUUGAAACUUUCUUUGCAUGUAUCACUAAAUUGGAAGUACAAGUGUGAACCAGUAUUUCAAAGAUCUUAAUGUCCUCAAACUGUCUAAAUGCCAGAUAUUUAAAAGGCACUGAAACAAUCGAGUGAUCAAUAUUAACUGGAUGGAUCUAAAUAUAACAUUAAUGAUGGAUUAGUUUUAUGAUACAAAUUGUAUCACCAUAUAUGGACCUAGAAAUUUAUACAGACAGUAUUUUGCUGGGCCAGUGCUUUAAAGUAUUACAAUUAUUAUACUGUCAUCAAACUUAAAUACUUUAAUGGUUUAUGCAUUAACUUAUAUCCUUUUCCUGGUGAGAAACCAAAUUCACUUAAGGCUUUUCACAUUUUCUCUUUGUUCAUUUAUACAAUUUUGAUGUUUUGUAAAUAGUCUUAAUAUUAUAAAAGUUCCAGCCUCUAGUAUAAGAAACAUUUGCCCCCUGAGCCACUUGGGAAUAAAUUGCUAACAUAACCACCAUUUGUGAUUACUUUAGUAUUUCCUACAAUUCGGAACAUACUACAAAAGUACAACACACACACAAAAAAUGAUAUUAAUGAUAACAUUGUAUCUAUCUUCAUAACUGAUACAUUAACACUAAUACAUUCUAUUAUAAUAUAUUCUAUCAUCAGAUUCUUUCGAGUUUUGCUACUUUCUUAAUGACUUGCUAUCUUGUUUCUUUUUAGUGCUAAAUGAUAUUCCAUUGUUUGGAUGUACCAUUGUUUAUUUAACCACUCACCCAACUGAAGAACACCUGGAAUACUUUCAUGUUUUGGCAAAUAAAACUGCUUUCAACAUCCAA